Messenger RNA from Acanthoscelides obtectus, 1371 nucleotides. The record is from the annotation of a GenBank genome assembly. NCBI's taxonomy places the organism in Eukaryota, Metazoa, Arthropoda, Insecta, Coleoptera, Chrysomelidae.
AUGUCACCGCCUCAAAGAAAAUGCCAUUUUAACGCUGAGUUGCAAGCAGAGUAUCCAUUUUUGAAACAAAAAUCAAAUGUUUCACCGCAUAUUGUGUUUUGCCAAGUUUGCAGAAGUGAUGUUGAUAUUUCUAACAGUGGUCGCAGUAAUAUCAAACAACAUUUGUCCAAGAAGAAACACAUUUUGGCUGCAAAUGCAAACUUGAAGAGCAGAAAAUUGGAAACUUUUCUUAAAAGUGACAGUUCAAGUUCUGAAGAUAUGUUGAUUGCUGCCAAGGAAGGUACUUUUGCUUACCAUACAAUUAAGCAUUUGCAAAGCUUCAGAUCCUUAGACUGCACGUCAAAACUAAUUGUAAACAUGUUUGAACCAAAAUUUGCGGCAGCUCGAACCAAGACUGAGGCGAUUGUAAAAAAUGUUUUAGCUCAAGAAGCUCAGUCCCAAUUAGAAAUUGACCUUCGAAAAGCAAAUUUUGUUAGCAUCACGAUCGAUUCGUCAAAUCAUCGAGAAAUUAAAGUUGUGCCCUUAAUGGUAAGGUAUUUUGAUGGUGAAAAGGGUAUCCAAGUAAAAUUACUUCAGCUGCGUGACUUACCCUGGGAAACAUCAGAGCAGUUGAAAGAUUACGUGGUCAGUGCUUUGAAUCACCAUAAUCUACUUCAAAAAUGCAUCGGAAUGUCUGCUGAUAACACAAAUACAAAUUUUGGUGGAAUGAGGAGAAAAGGAGUGAAUAAUCUAUUCAGCAAGUUAAAUGCUUCUCGUGGCAAACCCGUCAUUGGAAUUGGUUGUGUAGCACACAUCUUUAACAACUGUUUACAAAAUGCGACGGACGUCUUACCAAUAGACGUCGAACUAUUUGGAUGGGUUAACUUGAAAAAACAAGUUUCUUGGGCUGAAAUUUUGUCGUCGUGUGAGGCUUUCAAGGACUACAUAGGUCCGAUAUUGAAUCAGGACGAACUGUUCGAUGAAGUUAGUUUAAUACGAACCAACGUUACAGAAGAUAAAAUCGUAGACUGGAAUUCGAGAAAUAUUUCUACCGAAGAUCGAUGGCUCGAAGUCUUCCAAAAAGAAAGUGCUUUGAAAAAUCUCAAAAUUCUAUGCGAGUUCGUUUUUUGUCUGCCUGGGACCAGUGCGUCGCUUGAGAGGUUGUUCUCAAAUAUCAAUAACUAUUGGAGUCCCGACAAAUCGCAGCUGAAAAUAUCUACUCUGGAAGCCAUCAUGCAAGUCUACACAAACUUCAAAGUUUCGUGCAAUGAAAUGUUUCAGUUCUUAAAGAGUAAACCACAACUUCUGAAGGAAAUUCAUGGUUCCAAAAAGUACGACUGGUACCAGAAUGAUGAUCAAAAUUUUCUGGCAGGAACGUCGAAAGAAAAUUAG